This is a messenger RNA of Heterobilharzia americana, 9579 nucleotides long. NCBI's taxonomy places the organism in Eukaryota, Metazoa, Platyhelminthes, Trematoda, Strigeidida, Schistosomatidae. The record is from the annotation of a GenBank genome assembly.
AUGGAAGCUAUUGAAACACCAAGAUGUAUGAAUACGCAGUGGAUCUCUGAAGACUGGGAUAAAAUGCAGCUGCUGAGGUCACUUUUCGUGUCGGCGCUAAGUGGAGAGAGCAUUGACUCAUGGGAAAAUCUGUAUUCUUUCAUCAUUUCGAACACCGAUUUCAUGCAGUCUGUCAAAGAUGAGGCUGAGUUAAAAUAUUUUGCCAGUAGGUCAUUGAGAAAUGUCCAUGGAAUUCUUGAAAACCCUGCAUCAAACAUAUCACCAAGCGUUGUUUCACGCCUCAGGACUAUUUUCGAUGAUUUAUGUAAAGCCAUGUCUUGUGUAUUUUCGGACUGCUCAACGAUACCAAAUGUGAUGUUUGAUAAUCAGAGUAUAUUAAAGUCAGUCCUAGCUCCUUGGCACUCAGAUGCAGAUAGUUCUUAUCUUCCAUCAAAAAUGCAAAAUAAAUCAGCAGAGGAGAAGGUGGAAAACUUUAGAAGAGAUUCUGAUGGUUUAUUGAUGCAAGAAGAUAAUCGUCUGGACAAGAUUCUAAGGGAUGAACUGCCUGUUAACCUUGAAUAUGGAGGAAAUGAUGAGUUUGUGAAAUUGAUAUUAUCUAUCAAAUCAAAGAGUUCGCUGAAGGAGUUGGGAAUGGUAUCUCCAACGAACGGUUUUGAAGCUGUCGCUUAUUUUUCAAUUUGUAGAAAGCUUGGAAAAUACGAUUUUAUAUACUUCAUUAGAGAAGGCAUUAGAAGUUGGAACUUUUCGCCGUACGCCGUAAAGCCUGUGAUAAAACCAAAGAAUAAUGAAGCUCAUUAUAUAUUUAGUACUUUUGGUAUAUUGGCUAUCACUGAAAAGGAACAGGAACAUUUAAGUCUUACAGAAUGGUUUACAGAAGCGGUUCUAUAUGAUUCUUUAAUUCAAAUCUCAUCAUUUCGUUAUCAUCCAACGUGGAAAUCGUUUCUCACCUGGCGUCAAAACACUCGAAGAAGAAAAUUCAAACGAGUUUAUAAAGUUUUAUCAAAAAUUUGCUUAAUUGCAAAUCCUGUAUAUGUUAGACUUCUUCAAGUGAUUCAACAACUCUUUCAAUCUUUGGAUACGUUGAGGUUCUUUCCAAACAUGACGUGUAAUCCAAUGAAUAUAGUGCAAUUUUGCGCUGAAAUCAAUCGAAAUAUACGUUACAAUGUGAUUUUGAUGUCACAUGUAACAAAAUGUAUAUUUACUACUUGUAAGUAUGCCAGAUAUGUUCUAGCUAAAUUGAUACGUUGCAGAGAAGAUGAGUUAAACUGGAAUUCAAAAGAAAUCAAUCAAACUUUACCAAUGUCUGAAACAUGGAAGAAAGGUGUAAAAAUUAGAAAUGAACUGGAAAUGUUAUACAAUCACAUGGAGAAUUUCCCUAACCUGAUUAAUUGUAUACGUUACCAGUUGAUUAGUUUUGUCUUGAAUAAAUUUCAGUCAAGUAUACAAAAUUAUGUUUAUGUUAAAGUGAAUAUGAAUAAUAAUGAAAGUAAAAACAAUGAAUUUAUGAAUAAAAUUAAUGAAGAAACAACAAGGAAUAAUUAUCGUCUGGUUAUUCAUCCCGUUUUAUUCAAAAUAUCUCAAGACUCCUUUACUGAAAAUGACGAACAGACGCAACUACUUCUCUGGCCUCAAUCAUCUACCUUAUUAACCAUAUUCAAGUUGACGUUGGAGCAAUUUAAACAUUCUUUACACUUAAAUAAAGUUAUAUCAGACAAAGAAUUGCCUCAGAUAUACUUUAGUGAGAAGGAUGAGGCUGAAAAAAUCAAUGAAUAUAAUGAAAAUCAACUUUAUGCUAAUUCAGUUGUUCAAAACUUUUACAAAAAUUCUCACCUUAUUGACCCAACUCCUCAAAAACAUGAAACUACUAUUCCUUGGGAUAUAAUCAACCCUGUUGGACUAGAAGAAACUAAUAUAUACAUUCGUGAGAUGGUUAAUCAGUAUGUGCCUACAUACGAGAAAUUCGAAAAAGAUCUCUUGCCGAAAUGUGUACCAUAUGUCAAUGAAUUAUCAUCGUUUAACUGGCAUUCAUCUCACUCUCAUUUGAACAUUAGUGGCCAAAAUUUCUUCCCUUCAUUUGAUAAUGCUGCCCAAUUUCAAAUUUUGCCGAUACUCGAGCAACAAAGUGAAUCUAUGCAGCUUUAUGAAACUCUAAUGAUGCCUUGGAGUCAGACAAUACACGAAAAAACUAGACAAGUAAUUCAAUCUAUGCAAUGGAUCAAAGAUGUAGAUUUAACAAUCAAUGAAUUAAGGGUAUUAUUAAGGAAAAAUAAUUGUCAUUCAGAACUAUAUAAAUAUCAGCGUUUAAUUCAAGUCUCUGUUGACUGGAUUAAUAAUAUACAAAGUACUUUUAGGUAUGGAAGUCUUUUCAAUGACAAUGUUGAAACGAACGCAAAUCAUUUCUUCAUUUUAAUUGACUAUGAUCCAUUAUUGACUCUAUUAUACCAUGAGAUAACAGGAAUGUUGAAUCAACUGUUUACACCAUUCAUAGCAGUUGUAUGCAGUUCAUUAGUAUCAAUGAAUAAUCAACUUGAUGAUUUGAUUCAAACACAUACUAACUUUCAACCGAUUUUGAUGGAUUUAUGCAAGUUGUUACCUAUCUGGAGCGUAUACGUAUUAGUCAUGAUGAUAUAUUUAAAAAUCAUGGUAUCCUAUGUCAUCAAGUUGAAAAAUAAAUUUAAAAGUGUUUUUAUAUAUUUUUUCAUCAAGUUUUUACAGUAUUUCCAAAAAUGCUUAGUUAAUUGUAAUGAAUUGAAAGAGAUUAAACUAAUAAACUGGUCAUACUAUGAACAAUUUAUAAUUAAAUGGAAAAAAUUCACAAAUCUAAUUGAAUGGGCGCGAAAAAAAUUCCUAAGAAAUCGAGAAGACUUUUAUCAAUGUUAUAAUAAAAAAAUAAAGGAAUAUCUAGACGAAGCUAAAAAUCUAGUUCAUUUGAUUACCACUGGUAAAUAUUCUGACAUUAAAGGUGAUCCAACAAGUAUCCUGAAUGAUAUGAAAGAACCAUAUUCUCAUUUGAUAAAAUUGGAAACUUCCGUUCAUCAGCUUGUCAGACAAUAUAGAACUGUUCAAAAUUGUGAACAAUAUGAAAAGGAAUUGGAGAAAGGGAAUUCUAUUGAGAAGAUGAAUCUGUCUCUUUCACUACCUAAAGUAAUGAAUACCACCAGACUUGAUAAGGUUCAUAUUGGAGAAGACAAAACUAAUUUUACAAAGAUGAAAGUGUUAAAUAAAUACUUGAAUGAAAAUAAUGAAGAUUUAAUGCUGAUGGAUAGUGAAAUGAAAAAAGUCAACUGUAGAUAUGCUGCAUGGCAAUUAAACAAAAAACUGAAGGAAUAUGAACAAGAAUUAUAUAAAUCAACAGUAGGCGAAAUUUGCUUGACGACAACCAAUGAGAAACAUGAGAAACUUGUUUUAAUAUGUAACAGUUUGUCAAACAAUGAUAUAGUUGUUCAAUUUAACUCUAAAUGGUUAAAAAGAAUGAAGAAGAUUCUGGGAAUUUUAAAAUAUAUCUCAGAUACUGAAUUGUUGCAUUCAUCAUCAGACUACUGGAAUAAAUGUUCAAGUCUUUUGAAUAUUUCAUUAUCUGUUAAAUGGGAAAAUUGUCCAAUUGGUGAUCUCAUGAAAAAUCCUGAUAUUAAUCUUUUGAAAAGAAAACAAAAUUUAGAAGAAAUCUGGAGAGUAUUUCAAUACUUGAAAUCAAUUCGAGAGUUGUAUAUAACACUUGAAAGUCAAUGGUUAUCACUCAAUGUUCAUUUUAUUUCAAUAAAUUCAUAUCCCAAUAUGAUGAAAGCUGUUCAUUCUUUACUACAUGACAAAUAUAUUGAACAAUUGAACCAGACUAUUUCAGAAAAAAGUUUGUCAGAUAGUAAUCAUCUGGAAUUUGAUAUGCAACUUCCAUGGAUAUUUUUAAAUAUGAGCAGUUUAACUGAACAAUUAUACAAUAUAUCAGUUAAGAUAGAAAAUAUACUACAAUCUGGACACUUAGAAUUAAUAAAACCAAUCAAGGUGAAAUCAUUAUCUUCAUCAUCGUUAGUCAAUGAUGAUUGUACAAAAGCUGCACGGUAUUCAUUAAAAAAAAUAAAUCGAAUUAUUAGAAUACUUUCAGAUAUCAAGUCAAUACAAGUUCAUUGGUUAUAUUUAUACCGGUUUUAUUCAUUCAAACAACCAAAUAAAGAAAUUUCCUCAAGUCAAUUUAUUCAUUUAACAAAUAAGUUUGUUCAGUUGGAAAAUGAUUUUUUAUCAAGUGAUCAAAUUGUCGUAAAUCAGCCGAUUGUCUACUCUGAACGUGAAGAUGUUCGACAAUUUCAACGAAAAAGUAUAAAUUUACAGUUAUUUAUUAGUUUAAUCAAUCCUAAAUGGAAUUUAUGGUCAACUAUUAAGUCAGAACUACAAGAAGGUGUAAAAAUGUUUAGUCAGUCGAUUGAUGAUAUGUGUGAUGUAUUUCCAUUAUUUUGUCUGUUAUCAAAUACUGAGAGAAUGGAACUUUUAGCCAACUGGUAUAUCCCAUAUCAUGAUUAUGCAGCUCCAUUCAAGUGUUCAAUUAAAGAUAUUGUCAAUAAUGAAAAUAAUCUUUAUCAGUUUCAUUUUAAUAAUUUACCUGAUGGUGGAUUGAUUGACUUGAUUAAAUGGAUAUCACGUUUAUUUCCAUUUCUAAUAAAUUGCAAUAUGGUAUGGUGUAAGAAGGAAAAUUGUUGGAAGAUUACUGAAGUGAUCAAUGAAUUUAACCAAAAUAUCCGAUUAUUUGAGUCAAUCAAAUGGAUGCCAUCUGUUGGCCAGUGGUUUUCACAGUUUUAUUCCAUUUUACAAUUAACAUUGAUAAGACUGACGCUUGAUUCUACAUUAAAACUGAAUGAAAGUGGUCAUUGCAUUUCUGAUUUAAUCGGAAUCAAACAAAAUGUACCUAUAGUCAUAUUAGAAUUAGCCAAACGAAUUAUAAGCUGGAGAAGAUUAGAGGAGGUUGUAACACAAGAAAGCGGAACCAAUGAAUUAGACAGUGUUAGUGAAUAUUUUCAACAAAAAAUGGAUAGUUUAGGUACAUUAUUGAAUUCUUCAUAUGGAUGCAAUCAAAAAUUGUUCUCAAGGAUUGAACAUUUAACUUAUCAAAUUCUUUCUGGAACAAUAUUAGGAUUUAUUCAUUUAACACAAAAUCUAAAAAAGGAGUCUAUUUUAGACCAGAAUAAUUUUACCUGGCUUCAGUUGAUUAAAACGCAGAUUAUCUCUUCAGAGUGUAAUCACGAAGCUCAUUGUGAUAUUAGUAAGGAAUUUACUCAAUACGAUGGCAUACCAGCGAUAGGCAUUAAUCAAUUUUCUACAAUUCAUCUCUAUAAAUGGGAUAAUCAAAGCUUAUUAUUGAAUAAUAACACAUCAUUUGUACCUCCAUUAAAUACAUCACAAGAGUUAAUUAAACUGGCUUCUGCUUUGACUAAUCAUGAGUUUGGACUGUUGGUUGGACCAACCGGAUACGGUAAACAGACAAUAAUUCGUCAACUAGCUUUUAUACUUGGUCGACGUCUUGUAGAGUUUUCAUGCAUUCCUAAUGCUAUCACUUUUGAAGUAUUUGAAAAGGUGUUGAAAUUCGAUCUUCUGAAAUGCGCUCGUAUAGGAUGUUUGUUUUCAUUCAUGAAUAUGCAAAACCUUGAAUUUGGAAAGUUGGAUAUUUUGAUAAAGUGUUUAAAUGAGAUUCAAAAGUGCAACUUACUGAAAACUGAAAUACCUCAAUCUCAUCAUUUCACUGGGAACCUGCAGUAUACGCUUCAGAAUCUUGACAAAAAUGGUCAUCAAUUUAUUGUUUCUCAGUUGAAUAAAUGGAAACCUUAUCCAGAACAGUGUUUGUUUAAUCAAAAAGUGAAAAUAGAUUCUUCUUUCGGAUAUUAUGGAACAUUUGAUCUACAUAGUUUUCAAAAUAUUUCUGAGAUGCAAAAACUUUCAUUUCGAACAGUAACUACUCAACAUCCAGAUUGGGAAUUUAUCAUAAAAUGUCUACUCAUGUUAUAUCUACCGGGCUAUCAAGGUUAUAUGUUAAGAGAUCAAUUGAUUAAUUUAUUCAAUAGAUCAUCAACAUGCGUUACACUUAAUUCAAUGGAUAUAUUCAAUUCGAAAAAUAUUUAUCUUCCAUGGUCAGUUAUCAUAAGAUCCUUUGAAAUUGCUGAACAAUUUUGGUUAAAAAAAUUACAUCAAAUCCAACUGAAACGUAAAGAUGGUAAAAGUCUGAGAUCAGGUGAAAUAUUAAGACGAGAAGAGGAUAGACUAGCUGAGACUGCUAUAUCAUAUGGAUUGAUAAAUGCCUACAGAGUCAAAUUGCCAAUUAGUCAAUUCAAUGAUACAGUUCAACAGAACACAACUUUUAAUUGUUUCAAACAGAUUUUGUCUUCAAAUGAAAAAUAUUUAUACAUCAGCUCUGCAAUGCCAAUAAUAUAUGAAGAUGAUGAACUGGUAAAAUCUGAAAUUAAUAUAUUCCCUAAAAUUUCAUGGAAUUUUAUUCAUCGAUUAUUAAGAGAAAUUCAUGUCCGUAAUCUUGAGGUGAUUGAUAGUCAACUAAUAAAAAUUAUUGAAUUGUGGCAGUUAAUUAAUUUAAACCGCCCAAUUCUUAUCAUUGGUCCUGUAGCAUCUGGGAAAAGUACAAUUCUAAGACUACUCACCUCUACAAUCAAUUGGCAUCAUUGUGCUGACAAUAAUCAUCAUAAUAAAAUUGAUAAUAAAUCUGAUGAAGAAUCAGUGAAAUCUUUGUCGUCAUCUUUAUCGUCUGAGUUGACGGCUUCUUCGUCAAAACUAUUUCCUACUCUGUCAUCGGAUAUGAAUGAACAAAGUAUGAACGAUGCUAACAAUAGUCAAAAUCACAUGAAAGAAAUGACUACUGAUUAUAAUAUACCGGAUAAGUUUAAAGUAUACCUAAGUGAACAAGACCUCAUUUCAACAAGUAUCAAUUCAUGCCAAUAUGAUACAUAUCAGAAAAUAAUUCAGUUAACACAUUUCUUUCCUUAUUCAGAUGAACAAAUCAACAGUUAUAGUAGAGAUGAUAGAAUUUCCAAAGUAUUAGAUGACCAUUUAUUACACAAUGUUGAGGAGUGGUCGUUAUUUGAUCUAAGUGAUCAACCACUAGAAAAUUUAACAACAUUAUAUCAACAUAAAGCUCUCCAACUUCUGGAUGCAUAUAAAUCUGUAAAUUCGACAAGAAAGUUAUUCGUAGAAAAAGCAUCUAUGGAAGAAUUAUCUCCUGGCAUCAUCAAUAAUUUCUCUCUAUGUUCAACUGAAGUGUAUAACGAACUUGACUGGUCUCAUAUAUGGAGAAUGUGGUGUAGAACAAGUUAUGAACGCUAUAUGAUAAUUAAUUGCGUAUGGAAUAAAAUACUGAAAGAGUUAGAAAAACUCCUGCCAAUGGUAAUGGAACAAACCUGGGAACUUCUUAACCAGUGGUGUUCAGAUAUUGGUGAUAACUCUUCCACUAAUUCAAAUUAUCUAUCACAUUAUAAAAAUGCAUUUUAUCAUCAAUGUAUCAACAAUCUUAUAGCUUUAAUUUCUGGAUUAUUUAAGAAAUACUUCUCAAAACAAGUAUGGGAAUUUCGCAAAACAGGGAGAAAAUCAGCAUCUGUUUAUCAAUCAAGCAUUGCAUUAAUUGAUCAUUUUUGGCCUAAAUGGAAAAAUAUUGAAGAUCAACCGAAAUUUUAUGAAUUAUUGAUUAGAAAUUUAUUUUUAUUCUCGUUUAUUUGGGGUAUUGGUGGUUCAAUGGCAGGGGAUCCAAGAAUAAGAACACGAUAUGAAUCAAUGCUGAUACAAGUACUAAAGGAUUUUGUUCAAUUACCCAACUCAUUGAACAUUGAAUGCAAUGAUAAAUAUUCAUCCCUUGAAUCAUACUAUACAAAUCAAAUCACACAUCAUAUGACUAAAGAUGAAUGUUUAUUAUUAGAUAUUGAUUGGAAUAAUGAAAGUGAAGAAAAUGAACAAGGAGUGCAUGGAUUGAAAAACAGCUUAUUUAAUUGUAUUGUCGAUUUAAGAACUGGACAGUUAACACCAUUUUGGCAUACAGAUAGUUUAGAUUUACAUUGGCCAGAAGAAUAUGACACUAUUAUUCCCGAAACAGAAAAUAGCAACAGAAAGCCAUUAUUACCUACGUUGUAUCAUCUUUCAGUUCAUUUAUUUACUGGUUCAUUGUUGAUACAAUCUGGUCGUCCAGUAAUCAUUACUGGACCAUUUGGUUCCGGAGACAAUAUUUCAAGGAGAAAUGGAUGUCACGAAAAGUUGUUCAAAAAAUCUUAUUUUAAAAAUAAUACUAUCAUUUUAGAAGAUGUACAUUUAAUAUCUAAAACGUCUGAAGCACAAAGAAUGUGGAAUCAAGGAUUACGUCAUCAUUUAACCGCUAACAAUCCACUGGGAUUGAAUUAUUCAUCAUUCUCUAGUAAAUCGAAUGAAGAUUUUAUUCCAAUCUUAACAACUUUAGAUGAUCAUCAAUUCACAAAAACGUAUUUAAACUUUCCGAGUAAAUUGAACAGUUUAAUGUAUCAAUUUGCAUAUAUUACAUUAACAGAUCCUUGUUUAAUAUUUGUAAGUGAGGUAAAUAACAAUCGAUUUUGGUAUGAACAAAAUGUAUAUGGUUUCAGUCCAAUUAGUCAACUUUGUCAAUUAAUGAUGAGCCAUGGACUAUCAAGAAUAAGCGGAAUGUUAGUCGAGAGAUUUAGUUGGAUAAUUUGGUGGAUGCAUUGCAUUUUAAUGAAAGAACGUUGUAGACAUGGGAAUUCAUGUGUUAAUUGGUUAAUUACUCAGAAAAUUGCACAUGCUGUUGGAAAUCAUUUGAAAAGGUACUAUUCAUAUUCUUCUCUUGGUGAAAUUCCGUUCAAUUAUUCAAUCAUUACAGACAAUAUAAACAAACAUGUUUAUUCAAGAUGGGCUCCCUUGUUGUUAAGUGAAACUGUUCAACUGAAUUCAAACAGUCAAUUAAAUAACAUUGAGGAAUCGUUACUUAUUUUGUGUCAAGAAAUAAAACGAUAUUUUGCCCCACUAUUACCUCAAUAUUCGAAUUCUCAGUGGUUCUUCACAAAUUUAUCAAAGUCUGUUGAAUGCUAUUUAGUUAAAUCAUCUCCAGUUGGUCAUUUAAUUCCUAUUUCAUAUCUUCUUUUUGGUCCAGUUGGUAGUCUUUUUCUGAAUUCAAAGUUUACUAGACAGUCCUUGUUAAAUUCAGCCAUACAUCAUCCAGUGAAACCGAUAGAUGUCUCCUCUUCUACCACUUGUUAUUACAACUCUGAUGGUGUUGCUCCUUCCUCGACUAUUGUUCAAUCUCAUUUUACACCUAUUUCAUCAUCUUUGACAACAACCAGUUCUAUAAGCAAUAAUUCAGCUUCAGUAUAUUCAUUCACUAAUUUAUCAUCCUCUACAGUUCCAAAUUCUGAUACUUCUUCAGUAUCCGCUAAUGUCGGUGGUUCUUUUCCAACAUCUGUUGCGUCAUCAUCGAAUAUUUCUCUGCUCACUUCAUGUACUACAACUAACUCUACACUAUGUCAAUCCAAUACUAAUAUCUCGUAUACAUCAAAUGAUACUUCAAUAUCCAUUUCUUCUUCAUCCAAAUCGAAUUCACAUAUUGUUCUCCAUCAAUAG